AUGACGACAACCAACUUCGGCGUUGUGAGAAGUGCCAAGUUCAAGCUUCAUUUGAUUGUGAGGGAUGACACAGAAACAUGCAAGUUGAUGUCGCUAAACACUGUUGCUAAGACCAUUGUUGGACAUGAAGCUGUUGAUCUGUGGGAUGGCUCCUAUAAUGAGAUUGAAGAUCCAGAGCUCCUACCAGAACCUAUCAGAGCUUUAGAAGGAAAAUCUUUUUGUUUUGGCAUUUCUGUGAACUCUGACAAUGUGAGGGAUGGGGCAGGAACAUAUAAAGUUCUUGAGGUCUGGUCUGGAGAUCACAUUCUUAAAGUGGAAUCUCAAUCCGAGCCAACCUCAAUGAUUGGCACAUCAUCUUCUACCCUGUCUUCUGGUGAUGUGCUCAUGCUGGAAGGAAACAGCCAGAAUGAUCCAGAAGAAUGCAAAACACCUUUUGCAAAAUGGAAAGAGGAAGAUGCUGAUCUCCCAGACAUAACUUCUACUUCUAAGAAGUUGUGCACCUCCAUCAAAGUAGAAAAAGAAAAGGAAGAGUAA
Messenger RNA from Brassica napus (rape), 534 nucleotides. RefSeq lists its product as uncharacterized. Bases 1 to 534 code for a protein of 177 amino acids. The transcript is spliced from 4 exons. The record is from RefSeq and is a predicted model, not a curated record. NCBI's taxonomy places the organism in Eukaryota, Viridiplantae, Streptophyta, Magnoliopsida, Brassicales, Brassicaceae.